AUGCCAGCAUUCACAGAUGAACGUCCAAAUUUUGACAAUUCUUUUAAUAAAAACAAAAUUUCUCCAAAUAAUAAUAUUAAAUUACCAGAAAUUAAUUUUAUUUAUUUAAAAGAUGAAGAAGAAAAUACUAAAUCUUCUAGUCCUCCUUCAUUAAAUAAAAAAUUAAAAACAGAUUGGAAAUCUAUUUAUAUAAGUACUUUAGUUACUUUUUGUUGUCAAGUUCAAUUUAGCCUUUUUUUAAAUUCACAAUUUGCUUAUAUGAAAAAUUUAGACCCACAAAUAACAGAAAUAUUUUUUGGAUUUGUUGUUGGUGGUUAUUCUUUAGUUCAAAUGGUAUUAACUCCUUUAGUUGGAAUUUGGGCAGAAAAAAUUGAACAAAUUAAAUUGCCUUUAUUAAUUACUAAUUUUUUUAUGCUGUUUGGAAAUAUUAUUUAUUUUUUUGUUGAAUUAUUUCCAAAUAAUUGGAUUAAAACAAUAUUUAUUAUUGCACGUUUAGUCUCUGGAAUUGGUCCAGCUCAAAAUAGUCUUUUAAUUUCUUAUGCAGCUUCAGCAAGUUUAGAUAAAGACAGAUCAACAGCCACAGCCUUCAUUACAGGCGGUAUAGCCUUUGGUGUUACAAUGGGACCAAGUAAAAAAAUAAAAAAAUAA
This is a messenger RNA of Meloidogyne enterolobii, 648 nucleotides long. The record is from the annotation of a GenBank genome assembly. NCBI's taxonomy places the organism in Eukaryota, Metazoa, Nematoda, Chromadorea, Rhabditida, Meloidogynidae.